ACAUGCUCGAAGCGUGUAGCUGUCAAACAAGAUCGCCGCAAAUCUGUCGGUCAUCCCCGAGUCGAAAAGUUGCAAGCUGUAUAUUAACCUCCAUCGGAUUUGCUGCAAUUAACUGUGUCCGUCGAUAACCAUGUCAAUCUUAGCGUACAACGGUGGCUGCGUUGUGGCAAUGAAAGGCAAAAAUUGUGUCGCCAUCGCCACCGAUCAUCGGUUUGGCGUUCAGGCCCAGACGAUUGCCACCGACUUUGAGAAGGUAUUCGAAAUCAAUCCGCACAUGUAUCUGGGCCUGGUGGGACUUCAAACGGACAUCCUGACGGUGUAUCAGCGAUUAUUGUUCCGCAAAAACCUGUACGAAAUCCGGGAAAACAGGCAGAUGACGCCGGAAAGAUUUGCCGCUAUGUUGUCCAACUUCCUGUACGAGAAACGCUUUGGACCCUAUUUCAUUGAACCGGUUAUUGCCGGGUUGGAUCCGAAAACCUUUGAACCGUUCAUUUGCAACAUGGACCUGAUUGGGUGUCCGAACCAGCCGAACGAUUUCGUUGUUGCUGGAACCUGUGCCGAACAGUUGUACGGUAUGUGUGAAACGCUCUGGAAGCCGGAUCUGGAAUCGCAGGAUCUGUUUGAGGUGAUCUCCCAGGCGCUGGUAAAUGCGUUUGAUCGGGAUGCCAUCAGCGGUUGGGGCGCGACCGUCUACAUCAUCGAGAAGGAAAAACUGACGGUUAAGAAGCUGAAAACCCGCAUGGAUUAAUGGGGUGGGCUUGAAGGGGGCGGAUGGAUUCGAAAUCGGUUUUUUUUUUGUAUUACAAAAUCUGAGAAAAUUCAAUAAAAUAGGUUUAAAUUA
Messenger RNA from Uranotaenia lowii, 841 nucleotides. RefSeq names its product proteasome subunit beta type-3 (gene Prosbeta3). Gene Ontology annotation, biological process: proteasome-mediated ubiquitin-dependent protein catabolic process. The record is from RefSeq and is a predicted model, not a curated record. NCBI's taxonomy places the organism in Eukaryota, Metazoa, Arthropoda, Insecta, Diptera, Culicidae. The coding region runs from base 131 to 748 and encodes 205 amino acids. Gene Ontology annotation, cellular component: proteasome core complex, beta-subunit complex; proteasome core complex. The transcript has 2 exons.